CUGGAGACUGCGAGUGUGUGAACUCUGAAUAGGGCUUUGUUUAAGGUAUUUGACCAAUAUCCCUGGGUUCAUUCAAGGAAUCCAGUUGUUGUCGUUAUAAUGUGAAUUUCGGUCCCAUUAUUGGAGCUGGUAGGUGGUGCGGGUUAAAUGAGAGAAACGAGGUUAAAUAAAAUAAACAAGGGAGGAAAAAAAAAAAAAAAACGUUCCAGGUUGACCGGUGGAUAUAGUCAUUCACCGAUAUAUAGAAAGAGAGAGAGAGAGAGGAUAUUAAUUAUUAGAGCAGAACAGAAACCCUAGGAAUCAAAACUUUAUCCAUCACCAAAGGUUUCCUUCCCUUGCUUUGCUUUCGGAUUGUGAGGGUAAAUGCCCCUAAGAUUUUCCUUCUUUAUCAAUAGAUUGGAUUGUGUCGUAGCAUAGCGUAGCGUAACUAGGUUUGAUUACCAUGCCGGUUGAUUUGGACAAUGCUUCCACAGCUUCGGGAGAAGCAAGCGUUUCUUCCUCUGGCAAUCACACAGCACCACCAAAACCCACCAUUAAGAAAAAACGAAACCUUCCAGGAAUGCCAGAUCCGGAAGCAGAGGUGAUUGCUCUGUCUCCGAAGACCCUUUUAGCGACGAACCGGUUCGUGUGCGAGAUAUGCAACAAAGGGUUUCAAAGGGACCAGAAUCUGCAACUUCAUCGCAGGGGUCACAACUUGCCGUGGAAGCUGAGGCAAAGGUCGAGCAAGGAGGUGAAGAAGAGGGUGUACGUGUGUCCUGAACCAACGUGCGUUCACCACGAUCCUUCUAGAGCCUUGGGAGACCUCACGGGGAUCAAAAAGCACUUCUGCAGAAAGCACGGCGAGAAGAAGUGGAAGUGCGACAAGUGCUCCAAGAAAUACGCCGUUCAAUCCGAUUGGAAGGCUCACUCCAAGGUUUGCGGGACCAGAGAGUAUAAAUGCGAUUGUGGAACUGUUUUUUCCAGGAGGGACAGCUUCAUCACGCAUAGAGCUUUUUGCGAUGCGUUGGCAGAGGAGAGUGCGAGAUCUCAUACCGUUGUGAAGGCUAAUUCUGAGUCUGAUUCUAAGGUUUUAACUGGCGAUUCAUCGCCGCCACCCCCACCGCCACCAGCGGCUGUGACUGCGUCGGAGGCGAUUGCUACUAGUACUACUGCUGCCACCGCCAUCACCGCCGUCACCUCCACUAACACUACUCAGUCAAAUAGUGUCAUGUCUUUGCAGACACAAAAGUUAGAGUUGCAAGAGAAUCCCCCACAGGUCAUAGAGGAACCGCCAGCUACUACUCCAUUAAAUGGGAGCUGUGUCAGCAACAGCACCACCGGCUCAACAAGCAAUGGUGGUGCUAUUACUAGCAGUAGUAGUGUGUUUGCAAGUUUGUUUGCUUCCUCAACAGCAUCUGGGAAUCUACAUUCUCAAACUCCAGCAUUCAGUGACCUCAUUAGAGCCAUGGGUCGUCCAGAUCACCCUGCAGAUAUCUCAGUUCCUUCAUCAUCUGAGGCCAUAUCUCUCUGCCUAUCCACCAACAAUGGCUCAUCAUUUUUUGGAACAGGAGGGCAGGAGUGCCGCCAGUAUGCCCCGCCGCCACAGCCAGCUUUGUCAGCCACCGCAUUGCUGCAGAAAGCUGCUCAAAUGGGAUCUGCUGCCACAAACGCUUCUUUACUUCGUGGGUUUGGCAUUGUGUCGUCAUCUUCUGCUUCAGCCUCAUCAGGCCAGCAAGAUAGCUUGCAAUGGGGUCAGCAGCUAGUGGAACCGGAGAGUGCCUCAGUUACUGCAGGACUUGGACUUGGCCUUCCAUGUGAUGGUGUUUCUGGACUAAAGGAAUUGAUGAUGGGAACUCCUUCGAUGUUUGGUCCUAAACAUACCACUCUUGAUUUUCUAGGAUUGGGGAUGGCUGCUGGCGGCACCGCUGGUGGAGGCUUAUCUGCACUCAUCACAUCGAUUGGUGGUGGUUUGGAUGUUACUGCAGCAGCAUCCUUUGGUAAUGGAGAGUUCUCUGGAAAAGAUAUGGGAAGUAGCUCUUGAUGUUUUGGUUGCAAGAACUACGCUCAUUAUGGUCAUAAGUUCUGACUGUAGAGUUAAAUGUUGUCUUUCUACAAUCUAAAGUUGCAACGCAUAGCACAGGACUAUUAGUGUGAUACAAUAUGCACAUAUUGGAGCGAUGCAAUAUGCAAUGCGCAAAUGGGGAAUGUUUUUGGAUUGUCUUGUCCCCUUUAAUGCGAGGAAAAAGACUAUAUUUACUGUAUUAGAAAAAACAAUGGUGGCAUGGCAUUCCUUCCAAUUACUGGCACAAGUUACAAUAUGCUUGCUAUGGACGACCGGUAGUGGUGAAGCGAGGGUGUGUGCGCAAGGGGUUUGAUAUGAUGCCUGUGUAUGGUUGUCGUAGGUUUUGGCGACAGUGACACGUUUGAAGAUAACGUCUUGUUUUGGCUUCAUGGGCAUCCACAGUUUUGAUCAAAUUAUGAAUUCCGCGUUGGAUGAUUUGGUCCUUAGCUGUAGGCGUAAAUCAGGAAACUUUGAUGUAGUUUUCUUCAACUUAAGGUAACUAGGUGGAUUUCCACGUAUGCCCGUUGUUUUGGUAAGCUAAUGGAUGAUUGAAUGCUAGUUAGUAAGUAAUUAAUGUUUUUGUGUAAAUGUCAUAAAGAAUUGUAUUCCUUGGAUGUUAAAGAUUUCCCCUUCUAAGCAGCUUUAUUUAAUUGCCAAGUAGCAUUGACAGUAUCUUAGUUUUAUACGACCAGUAAUUAAUAUAUACACUAUUUUUAUUAGAGAUUUUGGUGAGGUUUAUUAAUGUUGAUUAAAAAAAAUCAUUAAAUGUAC
Molecule: messenger RNA, 2812 nt
Organism: Abrus precatorius (Indian licorice)
Lineage: Eukaryota; Viridiplantae; Streptophyta; Magnoliopsida; Fabales; Fabaceae
Product: zinc finger protein GAI-ASSOCIATED FACTOR 1-like
Exons: 4
Coding region: 443-2020 (525 amino acids)
Cellular component (GO): nucleus
Molecular function (GO): DNA-binding transcription factor activity
Source: RefSeq, a predicted model, not a curated record